CACACCCACUGACUGGAAGCAGGAGGUUGCCUUGACAGCCACAGCAUCCCGGGUUUAUUGUCUCCACCAGGGAACAAAAACACGCACGCAGCCUUACGUGGAGCCUCUGGGCGGACAUGGGACGCAGGAGGGGGGACCAGACCGGCCAUUCCUCGCUGAGUUAGAUGGCUCCGGGUUGAUUCAUCCAUCACACCGUGCACCAGCGCCAUGGCUAAGCAGUACGAUGUGCUCUUCCGACUCCUGCUCCUCGGAGAUUCUGGGGUUGGGAAAACAUGUUUGUUAUGCAGAUUCACGGACAACGAAUUUCACCCGUCUCACAUCUCCACCAUCGGAGUUGACUUCAAAAUGAAGACCCUCCUCAUAGAUGGGAUCAAAGUGCGGAUACAGAUAUGGGACACAGCAGGCCAGGAGAGGUACCAAACCAUCACCAAGCAGUACUACAGACGAGCGCAGGGCAUCUUCCUGGUGUAUGACAUCACGAGCGAGCGGUCCUUUCAGCACAUCAUGAAGUGGGCCAGUGAUGUGGAUGAAUACGCUCCAGAAAAAGUCCAGAAGAUUCUGGUCGGGAACAAGUCGGACGACGUGGACAAGAGGCAGGUGGCUACGGAGCAAGGAGCCAAGCUGGCCAAAGCCUAUGGAAUGGACUUCUUUGAGACAAGUGCCUUCACCAACCACAAUAUAACAGAGACAUUUACACGACUGGCUGAGCAGGUGCUGGCAGCCAACAAAAAGGACCUGGAUCUUCUCCGGAUGUCUCUGAAUGAUGAACUUGACCUCGCCGCUCUGGAGGAGGAGGAUGGACUCUGUGACAGUGCAGCUGGUGAUCAGCGCAAAGGCUGCUGGUGUUAAUGAACAGCGUGGACUGGAACCCAACACGUCAUCAUCGCUGCACAUUCGGAAAAAAAAACAAAAAAAGUGUCUCGUUUGGUUUUAGUGUGAAAUAAAGAGGCCCGGAAAACAGUUGGAU
This is a messenger RNA of Nematolebias whitei (Rio pearlfish), 967 nucleotides long. RefSeq names its product RAB15, member RAS oncogene family (gene rab15). The record is from RefSeq and is a predicted model, not a curated record. Gene Ontology annotation, biological process: Rab protein signal transduction. The transcript is spliced from 7 exons. Gene Ontology annotation, molecular function: GTPase activity; GTP binding. Lineage: Eukaryota; Metazoa; Chordata; Actinopteri; Cyprinodontiformes; Rivulidae. Bases 208 to 849 code for a protein of 213 amino acids.